AGUUGUUUUUCUGCGUAAUGCAUAUUGUGAUGCGGAGUUAAAAGGCUAGUUCCCAGGAAGCGGAAAACCGGCAACCGGAAUCCGGCACCGGGUAGCAACUGGACCAAGAAAGGCACCCACGAUGAGCGAUGCGACCUAUCCGGGAUAUUACGGCGGCAACCAGCUGCUCCCGCUGUCGCAUCCGCAUCCGCACCAGGACCUGUCGCUUUCCACACCGGUUCACUCCUUGGAGCAGGACUCCAGCUUCGGGGGAUUCUUUGACGACGAGCUGGUCAUCGGAUCGGGAUCCGGAUCUACCUCCUCGUCUGCUGCAAAUGCCACCGCUUCUGGAACUACUUUGUGGCUGGCCGAUGGCGGGAAUCGAUCACCUCCUGAGCUGGCGGUGGAGUCCCAGCCCAAUCAGGGCAUUCCCUUUGUCCAGAUCCACACCACCGACUUGCAGCAACCGGAGAAGAGCUACCGCAAUGCUUUCCGCAGGCGCACAGCGGAAAUCAAGUCGGAGGAACUGAUUAAGUCGGAACUUGCGGAAGCGGCAGCAAAGGAUCGCCUGAAUGCCACGCCAACGCCACCAACUCGAAAUUCCAGCUGCGCCAGCGUGGAGGGCAAGGCAAUGAUUCAGGAGGGCCCGCCUCUUAUCCUGCGCUGUCCCAAUUGUCCGUUCUUAAGCCUCUGCCAGAUGCGUCUUCAACAACACCUUAGCCAGGGAAACUGCUAUAUGGAGCAGCACAGGAAACAGUGUCCAGGCUGCUCAAACAUUUUCUACACCAGCGAUGCGCUCAGCUUGCACCUUAGCUUGGACCAUCAAAUGGAGGACAGUGAGACACUCACACUUGUGGGCGGAAAAGUCACUGAAGCACAGACCAAAAAGCAGACUCAGAUGUCGCAGAGCCAAAAUCGACCCAAAAGUCGCAUCUUUAUAAAAAGCGUGGACUGCCUAAGGGAGCCACUCCCGAACUUCCCGCCCUUAUUGCCGGAUAGCGGGUCCGCCGCUAACAUUCUUGAUCUGCUGGAAGGUGUGGCUGUAGGAGCAUCGCCGAGCGAACAGACUAUGCCACCAGCACCUGCUGCGAAUUUACCCGCUCCGCCGCCAAAGGCCAGCCAGAAGAUCUCCAUCAAGAGCGUGGACGUGCUCAGGGAGACAGCUUUGCUGCCGUUCGACUCCCAGAUGCAGAAUCAUUCGCUCAUUACGGACAAUAGUCUCCUUGAAGUUCCUGAUGUGGGCGGGGAGCCGGAGAAGCCGCGUCAGCCGAAGAUUUAUAUCCGCAAUGUAGACAUCCUCAAGGAACCUAUGGUUUUGCCAUCUGCUCUGCCCGGUUUGGGAUUCAAUAGCAACAUGCCGUCGGCAGCAGAACCCGGAGAAAGUGUACUGGUUGUAGGAGGAGCAGAUGGUGAUGUCUUCCAGUCGGAGACACUACUCACGCCCAUGUGCCAGCUUCCAGGAUUCGAGCCCAGCCUCGCCCCGCUCGCACAGAUGUGUUCCGAGGCAUUUCCCUUUGAUUCUGUGCUGAACGGCAAUGGAGCACCUGCCUCCCAUGUGGAAAACACACGUUUUAGUGCUUUGGACCUAGAUUUUGGUGUGGAUUUUGUUCCGGAAGAGGCAACUCCGCCACCUCCUCUGAAUGAUCCACUGACAAUAAUGGAACCACAACCUGUCCAGCUGGAGCACUACAUGCCACCUACGACUCCCAUUACGACCAAGCAAAAGAUCUUCAUCAAAAAUGUGGACAUUUUGAAGGCACCGCAGAGGGGCACCUUGCACCUGCGCACUGUGGACGAACUAAACCUGAUGAAUCGCACCGAGGUUGAGCACUUAAUAGUGCCCAAUCUGGAACCGAUGGCAAUGACCAUGAUGGAGCUUCCGCCCGUGCAGCAGCAGGCUAUGGAAGUAACUUCACAGCUUAAGGGACCAACGGAAACGCUUGGCGAAUUCCAGCCCUCUAUUAGUGAAAGUUGGCCCAGCGAGGAUGGCUAUGACCUACCUGAGGAUCUGGAGUGCUGGCCAUGGAUGGAAGAUGCUGUACCAGAAGCUGGACUCGGUUUGCCUACACCCAGUGAAUUGUACGCCGCACCACCGGAGGACACACAAAACGCAGAAGAAGGAUCUGCAGUGGGAGGACGAGGGACAGUUCCCCCGCUAGUACCGGUAACAUCCUCGGAAGGGACAUCCUCUGUUGCUCAAAGUUCAGCCUUAGGUAGUUUGCCAGUUCCGCCGCUGGUUCCCUUGGCAGCCGAGAUGAGUGCUGCUAUCGAAAAGCCAGCCCGCAUCUAUGUGGCCAAUAAUCUUCUUCCCGCCGCCGUGGACCCACCGCUUCUUGGAGGCGGCACCUCGGUCAGAGGCCGUCCCUAUGGAGCCAAGCACUCUGGUGGAGCAGCUUCCAAAAGAAAACUCUCUCUGGGGCCAAAUCAAGUGCCAGAGGGAGGCAAGUGCCUUGUGGAGGGUUGUAUGUUCCGUUUCAAAUCACCCGUAACUUUGGAGUAUCACGGCAGAUGCCACAAUGGACUCCUCAGCUCAAACCAACCCGUGGUGUGCCCGGAAUGCAAGUCCAGCAACUUUAGCAAUUGGAACUGUCUGCAUACGCACCUCUGGCGGACCCACCAGAUCGACAUGGAGCUGUACUCCUGCCAGCUGUGCAGCUUUAAGACGCCCAUCUAUUCGCGUCUCGUGAACACCCACGCUAAGAUCCACUCGGAGGAGCGAAACUACAAGUGCGAGCAGUGCGGUAAGGGAUUUAAGAACACCAAGCAACUGAAGAACCACCGUCGCUUGCAUCGCACUCAAGGAUUAGGCAUGGGAAAGCAGUCGAACGAGCAGAUUUCCGAGGGACCAGAAGGCAAUCCCGUUGUAAUGCAUCGCUGCGAAGAUUGCGGCGCCGCCUUCAAGCAAAAGAAAACCCUCAGGGAGCACCUAUGCAAAGAGCGAAACGAACAGCUAGAGUGCCCCGAGUGCCAGCGCCGUUUUGGUUCCAAGAGCAGCCUGAGACUUCAUCUCCGAAGCCAUCAGGAGCAUAAACGUUUCCGCUGCGACACCUGUGAUCACGAGACCAGCGAUCACAACGCCUUUCGGCGCCACCUAGCCACGCACAAGGAGAGGAAACGCUACUCCUGCCCGCACUGCGACUUCCGAGCCAUCCAGAGCACCGCUUUUCGGAUACACCUUCAGACCCGCCAUCCUGAACAGGAGCUGUCCACAAUCAUUUACAAGUGCAACCAGUGCAACUUUACCAGCAUCAAUCAAGGUCUGCUGCAGGUUCACCAGGCCAAGCAUGACGCCGGAAGUCACAAUCAAUCUUCAGCUUCAUCCCAGGGCCAUGUUCCGUUGGCGAAACAAUCACAGAUCAAGGUGGAGAGUAAUUUGGUGCUCGCUCAUUCCAGUACAAAAGUGGGUAUGGAGGUGAUCAAGGCUCAAGAUAAUAUCCUGCAGGCUUCCUAGGGACGAUUUCAUCCCUUCUGUACAUAUUUUAGAAGAUAGGUUGCGCGAGAACAAAGUGCCGCUUAGUUUUUAUCGAGUUUUAUACCAAAACUGUACCAAUGUUAUUAGUUUUAAGUACGCAGGAAGCCACAGCAAAGGGGAAAACCCCAAUUCGGAUGCUUGUUUCUUUGGAAGGAUGAUACUGUCGAUGGAUUGGAUCUUUUCAACUGAAGACACACUCACAUAUUGAUUUUGUACAUCCCUUGAAGUGCAAUCCAGGACUUCGGAAUUCUCCGAAGAUAAUUCUUUUGACUUUUACUUUUUUCUUUUCCUGUAUAUGUUUGUCCUAGAAUUUUAAGCAUAUGUUGCUGUACAUAAGUAUGUAUAUAAUAGUUAAUUGGGAAAGGCUUUAUUAAUUAAUUGAACACCAGUUUCAUUCCCUUCGUGUAUAUAGCAUGCUCAGAACAGAAAUACAUUUACAAAUCUCAAA
Molecule: messenger RNA, 3899 nt
Organism: Drosophila sechellia
Lineage: Eukaryota; Metazoa; Arthropoda; Insecta; Diptera; Drosophilidae
Exons: 5
Coding region: 122-3430 (1102 amino acids)
Biological process (GO): regulation of gene expression
Cellular component (GO): nucleus
Source: RefSeq, a predicted model, not a curated record